GUGACGCAGGCGGGAACAGCGCUGCGCAGGCCGGAAACCCAGCAGGCGGCAAAGAUGGCGGAGAACAGCGGUCGUGCCGGCAAGAGCAGCGGGAGCGGCGCGGGGAAGGGGGCGGUGUCGGCAGAACAGGUAAUUGCUGGCUUCAACCGCCUUCGGCAGGAACAGCGAGGCCUGGCAUCCAAAGCAGCUGAGCUGGAGAUGGAGUUGAAUGAGCACAGCCUAGUGAUUGACACUUUGAAGGAGGUAGAUGAAACCCGCAAAUGCUACCGCAUGGUCGGAGGAGUGCUGGUGGAGCGGACUGUCAAAGAGGUGCUGCCUGCUUUGGAGAACAACAAGGAGCAGAUACAGAAGAUCAUUGAGACAUUGACGCAGCAGCUUCAGGCAAAGGGAAAAGAACUAAAUGAAUUCCGGGAAAAGCACAACAUUCGUCUCAUGGGGGAAGAUGAGAAGCCAGCAGCCAAGGAAAACUCAGAAGGGGCUGGGGCUAAGGCCAGCUCAGCUGGAGUAUUGGUCUCCUAGGGACCAAGGCCUUUGCAUUUUUUUUUCUACCCUGCCUCCCACUUCUAAUUUCUCUUAUUGUUAUUAUUAUUUUCUCUGCUAUUGUAAUAUUUUUUGUUAAUUAAAUGUUUUGGUUAGAAU
Molecule: messenger RNA, 639 nt
Organism: Nycticebus coucang (slow loris)
Lineage: Eukaryota; Metazoa; Chordata; Mammalia; Primates; Lorisidae
Gene: PFDN2
Product: prefoldin subunit 2
Exons: 4
Coding region: 55-519 (154 amino acids)
Biological process (GO): protein folding
Cellular component (GO): prefoldin complex; cytoplasm
Molecular function (GO): protein folding chaperone
Source: RefSeq, a predicted model, not a curated record